AGAGAUACAUGAAAAGUUAAAAAUAAGCUAUGAUCGAUUGAAUGAUCACAGAGAGAAGGAUAUUUUCCUUGACAUAUGCUGCUUUUUUAUCAACAAGGAUAGGAACUAUGUUACCCAGAUAUUAGAUGGUUGUGAAUUGUAUGCAGAAAAUGGAUUACAAGUCCUCAUUGAGCGGAGCCUAGUAAAAGUCGGUAGGAAUAAUAAACUUGAAAUGCAUGAUUUAUUGCAAGAGAUGGGGAAAGAAAUCAUCCGUGAAAGCCCAUGUAAAGAUCCUAAAGAACGUAGCAGAUUAUGGACCCAUCAAGAUGUGCUUGAUGUGUUAACGGCGCACACAGGAACUAAAGUUAUUCAGGGUAUAUCUUUGAAGGCAUCAGAAAUCCAUACAGAGUAUCUCAUUAAUUCUGAGGCAUUUAAGGAGAUGAAGAAACUUAGAUUGCUCCAACUAGAUUAUGUAAAUCUUAAAGGAGAUUACAAAUAUCUUUCCAGAAAGCUGAGAUGGCUUUGUUGGCAUGGAUUUCCGUUAAAAUACACUCCUAACAACUUUUAUCAAGAAAAACUAGUUGCUAUUGACUUCAAAUAUAGCAACCUCAGAGUAGUUUGGAAAAAGCCCCAGUUGCUAAGGAUGUUGAAGACACUCAAUCUCAGUCAUUCUCCUUACUUGACUGAAACUCCUGAUUUUACAUAUCUACCAAACCUUGAAAGGCUAGUGAUGAAAGAUUGUCCACGCCUGAUUUUAAUUAACAAGAGCAUUGGAGAUCUAAAAUACCUUCUGCAUGUAAAUCUAAAAGAUUGUAAGAGCCUUAGAUAUCUUCCUAGAAGCAUUUACAAGUUGAAAUCUGUAAAAACUCUCAUUCUUUCUAGUUGUUCAUCGAUUGACCAUUUAGAAGAAGAUAUUGAGCAGAUGGAGUCUUUGACAACUCUUAUGGCAGAUAAUACUGCCAUAACAGUAGUACCCUUUUCAUUAGCAAGAUUGGAAGGGCUUAAGCAUGGAUAUGUAUCGUUCCCUGGUCAUGAAGGAAGAGCAAAAGAUAUAUUUCCUUCUCUCAUAUGGUCUUGGAUGUCACAUAACAGCAUUCCCCACUCCCGUAUUGAAGAAUUUGUGCAAAGCAUAUCAGCUAUAGAUAUCUCAAUUAGACGGAAUAGUAGCUUUUGUGACCUAUCUGCAUUUCUAGGCGAUCUUGUGAAGCUCCGAAGUAUGUGGGAGGAAUGUCGACCACGGUUUCGAUUUUAUGAAAGAAUGGCAAGACUUUUGGAUGCCUUGUAUGAGACAAAUUUGAUGGGAUUGGAAGCAACUCAAGAUACACCCCAGAUCUCAUAUGCGGAAGCUUCUGCGUUAUCUGAGGCCCCUGACCAACUUAAGAUUUCAAGACCAGCAGAUUCCUUGAAAUCUCUUUUACUUCAACUUGGAGUGCUAGACAAGGCAGAGUUGCUGAAAGUGGGAAUUUCUCAGGGAUGGAAUUAUGGUGGGUGGGAUGAUUUUCACCUACUUGGUGAUCAGUAUCACGAUUGGUUCAUCUUUAAGGGUGAAGGACGCUCAGUAAUUUUUAAGGUACCUCAAGUCAUAGGUUGUUGCUUGAAAGCAAUGCUUCUCAACGUCGGGUAUUCUUCUUGCACGGACACCACGACGCCUCAAUUUCUCAUAGAUGUUCUAAUCAUUAACCUCACAAAAGCAACAGUUAAACAUCUUAAGGGAGACUCGUCAACUUUUCAUGAAGAUGCAGAAUGGCAGAGUAUCAUUUCAAGUUUUCAACCUGGUGAUCUGGUGGAGCUUGUUUUAAGCAUUGGGCCUCAAUAUCCUGUGAAGAAGAUUGCAGCAUACCUGAUUUAUGACGGUUCUAAGCCUCGCAGGUUUUUGAAAUCAUCGUUAUCACAAAAGCUGAUUUGGGUUUGUCAUAUAGCCCCGGUACUUCUGAUAUGUGCUGCAAUUUUAAGAAGGGGAAAAUGA
This is a messenger RNA of Neltuma alba, 1945 nucleotides long. Its product is annotated as TMV resistance protein N-like. The record is from RefSeq and is a predicted model, not a curated record. The transcript is spliced from 4 exons. Gene Ontology annotation, biological process: defense response. Bases 212 to 1945 code for a protein of 577 amino acids. NCBI's taxonomy places the organism in Eukaryota, Viridiplantae, Streptophyta, Magnoliopsida, Fabales, Fabaceae.